This is a messenger RNA of Anarrhichthys ocellatus (wolf-eel), 1166 nucleotides long. Its product is annotated as retinol dehydrogenase 7-like. Bases 83 to 1042 code for a protein of 319 amino acids. Lineage: Eukaryota; Metazoa; Chordata; Actinopteri; Perciformes; Anarhichadidae. Gene Ontology annotation, molecular function: oxidoreductase activity. The record is from RefSeq and is a predicted model, not a curated record. Gene Ontology annotation, biological process: steroid metabolic process. The transcript is spliced from 5 exons. Gene Ontology annotation, cellular component: intracellular membrane-bounded organelle.
AUAUCGAGCUUAAGUUCAUCAAGAGGACAGAGACUUGACUCCAGUGUGACCAGAACGGUGUUCCUCGUCUGCCUGGACGUCCAUGUACCUGUAUCUCCUGGGGCUGGUGGUUUUCUACUACCUGUACCGCUGGUUUAGGGAACUGCCCCGUGUCCCCGACAUCGGCAGCAAGUAUGUGUACAUCACGGGCUGCGACACCGGCUUCGGCAACCUCCUAGCCCGCCAUUUGGACAAGAUAGGGUUCAGGGUGAUCGCCUCGUGUUUCAGCGAGAAGGGGGAAGAGGAUCUGAGGAAGUCCUGCUCCAACAACCUGAUCACAACACACCUAGAUGUGCGGUCCAAGGACAGCGUUGCCAAAGUUGCAGCGACGAUCAAGGAGAAAGUGGGGGAGCGCGGCUUGUGGGCUGUGGUGAACAACGCAGGCGUGUCCAUCCCCUCGGGCCCGUGCGAUUGGCUGACCAUCGACGACUACAAGUCCAUGCUGGACGUCAACCUUCUCGGAGUGAUCGCGGUGACGCUGAGCGUCCUGCCGCUAAUUAAGAAGGCCAGGGGAAGGGUGGUGAAUGUAGCCAGCGUGUUCGGGAGGAUCAGUGUUACAGGGGGCCCGUACACUGUCUCCAAGUACGGCGUGGAGGCCUUCAAUGACAGCCUCAGGUUGAAUAUGGCGCCGUUCGGUGUCAAAGUCCUGUGCAUCGAGCCGGGCUUCUUCAAAACAAACGUGACCGACGCCACUAUCCUGACCCACAACGUGAAUACGCUGUGGGACAGACUGCCCCAGGACAUGAGGGAUGACUACGGAACUGAAUUUCUACAAAAGUCAUUAGUCACAAUAAUAGACAAAGUUGCCAAGAUCAGUGACGGGGAUCUGAUGAAGGUGGUCAACUGUAUGGAGCACGCCGUAUCCGCCGCCCGGCCCCGCACCCGCUACUCCCCAGGCUGGGACGCCAAGAUGUUCUGGCUGCCGCUGUCGUACAUGCCGACCUGCGUGUCCGAUUACAUCGUGACCAGAGAAGCCAUUCCUAUUGCCAAGCCGCUGCAAUGAGUUGUGCACAUUUUAUGCAAUACAACUUUACCAAUGUAAUACUGAUGUCUUUGUCAUUCCUGAUCUAAGCCUUAUUCCUAUGUGUGUUUGUACACUGACAUGAACAAUGCAAGUACUUUGUCUA